UGGAAAUAUAUACUGGAUUAUGCUGACAUGUGGCGUGUAUUUUGAUGAACGAGAUUUGAAAAUUCGAAAAGAGGAAAUGCGAAAACGAAAGGAGAAUUUUUACUUUUCAUCUCUUCUUAAACACGUUGGAUUUGAACACCAACGCUAUUCAAUAUGGGGUGGCCCAUAUCCUUCAUAGUUUAAUUACGACACCGACUUUCCAACGUCGAGUAGAUAAAGACUGACAAAUCAACAAAAAUAUUCCACAAAGUUAUACGCUCUACGGCCUCUACCACCAAAAUGAACGUCAACACUCACCAAUAUUUGAAGACAACUAGUGGAGGACAAUGUGCUCAAGUAGAAGGAAAAUCGAGUGUACACGUCGAAUGGGCAACCGUAAGUGACGGUUGGGCCGAUUUAAGAAGCAAUUAUUCAUUAGCCGGGAAUUACGAAGGAGUUUACGAAGGUAUCGGACCUUCAAGAGAAGAUGAAGGGCAAGAAUAUGAGAUAGAAGAAGAUUCCGAAGACACAAUAGAAAUUGAAGAUACAGAAGAAACGGAACCAGCCAUACCGGAAAACCAGGAACAGGAAAGUGAAGAAAAAGAAUCCGAAGAGAUUUCUGAAGAACAAGAACGUCAGAAUGAAGAUUAGUGAUUCUUGUUAAAGUGCCGAUAUCUCGCGAAUUAAAAUCGCAACUUAAUAAUUGCUUGGGAUUAUAAUCGUCCCGUCGUGUAGCGUAGCCCCUUAGUUAAAGCACUGAAAUACAAGGUAUGAAAAAUUCAA
Messenger RNA from Daphnia pulicaria, 762 nucleotides. RefSeq names its product YTH domain-containing protein 1-like. Lineage: Eukaryota; Metazoa; Arthropoda; Branchiopoda; Diplostraca; Daphniidae. The transcript has 3 exons. The coding region runs from base 280 to 630 and encodes 116 amino acids. The record is from RefSeq and is a predicted model, not a curated record.